This is a messenger RNA of Carassius gibelio (silver crucian carp), 8101 nucleotides long. Its product is annotated as kinesin-like protein KIF21A. Gene Ontology annotation, molecular function: microtubule binding; microtubule motor activity; ATP binding. Gene Ontology annotation, biological process: mitotic spindle organization; microtubule-based movement. Lineage: Eukaryota; Metazoa; Chordata; Actinopteri; Cypriniformes; Cyprinidae. The coding region runs from base 985 to 5628 and encodes 1547 amino acids. The transcript has 35 exons. The record is from RefSeq and is a predicted model, not a curated record.
AAAAAACAAUCCAAGGUCAAAACCAAAAGACAGUCCAAAAAUAAACAAACAAGGAAAGGGACCGGAAAGGGAACUUGGAAAAUGAGAGGACUCGGAGGAUGAGCAGACUAGGAAGAAUCUCGGGGAACGAGAAUGCUGGAUACAUGAAAGGUAAGGACUCCAUUCAAACAACAAGAAAAGACUGGUAUUUAUAGGGAGGCUAAUGACGGACAAAUGACUGCACCUGGUGCAAUUAACAGGAGUGCAAUUACUGUGAUGACAGGAAAAGACUAGAGGAAUUUUAGUGCCUACUGUGUAGUGCCUAAGAGAAAGUGAGCCCACUAGUGGACACCCAGGGAAACAAGAGACUAGACAGCGUGAUACACUAUCAACAUCAAUUCCAUGUGAUAGUAUUAAAUCUAGAGUCUGAUUUCGACAGUGAGUAGGUGCUGAAACGUGUUGUCUAACCCCAGUAGAGUUCAGAAUUUCUAUAAAUGCUGAUCCCAAUGCAUCUUUUUCAUUAUCAACAUGGAUAUUAAAAUCACCAACUAUUAAAAUUUUAUCUGCACCCAGAACUAACGCAAAUGUAAAAUCACAAAACUCUUUAAUAAAGUAUGCAUGGUGCCCUGGUGGCUUGUAUACAGUAGCCAGUACAAACAUAACAGGGGAUUUACCAUUAACAUUUGUUUCUCUGGAUAAUGUUAUAUGAAGCACCAUUACUUCAAACUAAUUAUAUUUGCCCUCUGAGAAAUCCUGAAAACGUUGUUAUAAAUUGAAGCAACACCUCCCCCUUUGCCUUUUAGACGCAGCUCAUGUUUAUAAUCUGGUCGCGUCCCCGCUGCAGACUCGGGUACCAGCAGGAUCUCUCUGUGUACGACUGGGAUUCGUCCUCAGCUGGCGAAGGAAAAGAUUGAAGGAUGUCACAUCUGCACGUUUGUGACCCCUGGCGAACCCCAGGUGGUUCUGGGAAAGGACAAGGCCUUCACGUACGACUAUGUGUUUGACAUGGACUCGACGCAGGACACCAUCUAUGCCAACUGCACUGAGAAACUCAUCGAAGGAUGUUUAGAGGGUUAUAAUGCCACUAUCUUUGCCUAUGGACAGACAGGGUCGGGGAAGACUUAUACGAUGGGCACGGGUUUUGACGUGGCCAUCCCAGACGAGGAGCUGGGCAUCAUCCCGCGGGCGGUCAAACACCUCUAUAAAGGCAUCGAGCAGAGACGGCAGGCGGCCGCAGAGCAGGGUCGACCCGUCCCAGAGUUCAAGAUCAGCGCACAGUUUCUUGAGCUGUAUAAUGAGGAGGUGUUGGAUCUUUUCGACACCACACGUGACAUUGAGAUGAGGAAGCAGAAAUCUCACAUUAAGAUCCACGAGGACGCCAGCGGCAGCAUCUACACUGUAGGUGUGACAACACGCACAGUCUCUUCAGAGGCGGAGAUGAUGCAGUGUCUGAAGCUGGGCGCUCUCUCCCGCACCACUGCUAGCACUCAGAUGAAUGUACAGAGCUCUCGAUCUCACGCCAUCUUCACCAUUCACAUCUGCCAAGUGCGUGUUUGUGCACCCGCAGAAAACCCCCCGGAACAGGACAAUGAAAUGGACAAUCGACUGGCCAACAACUCGUCUGAGGUGGAAGAGUUUGAAACCCUCACAGCCAAGUUUCACUUCGUGGAUCUGGCUGGAUCAGAGAGACUCAAGAGGACGGGGGCCACGGGGGACCGAGCCAAAGAGGGCAUCUCCAUUAACUGUGGAUUGCUGGCGUUAGGGAAUGUCAUCAGCGCUUUAGGAGACCGAAGCAAACGAUCAACGCAUGUGCCUUACCGAGACUCCAAACUCACUCGCCUUCUGCAGGAUUCACUGGGAGGAAACAGUCGAACAGUAAUGAUCGCCUGCACCAGCCCAUCAGAUCAGGACUUCAUGGAAACCCUGAACACACUGAAGUACGCUAACAGAGCUCGCAACAUCAAGAACAGGGUGAUGGUGAACCAAGACAAGGCCAGCCAGCAGAUCAGUGCACUCAGGACAGAGAUCGCCCGACUACAGAUGGAGCUCAUGGAGUACAGAACGGGGAAGCGCAUGGUUGGAGAAGAUGGGCUGGAAAGCAUCAAUGACAUGUUUCAUGAGAACUCAAUGCUGCAGAUAGAGAACAAUAAUCUGCGCAUGCGUGUGAAGGCCAUGCAGGAAGCCAUCGACGCUCAGGGCGCUCGGCUCACGCAGCUGCUCAGUGAACAGGCCAAUCAGGUGCUCUCCAGAGCAGGUGAAGGCAGUGAGGAGAUUGGAAAUAUGAUUCAGAAUUACAUCAAGGAGAUUGAGGAUCUGAGAGCCAAACUUCUGGAGAGUGAAGCAGUGAAUGAAAACCUGAGGAGAAACCUCACGCGGGUGUCCAGUCGUCCUGCUUUUUACGGAUCGUCUGGAACAUUCUCUCCAGCCCUGCUGGGGCCGGACCCGAGCCAAGAGACCUCCGACAUCAUUGAGAUCGCCAAGAAAGAUCUGGAGAAACUGAAGAGGAAGGAGAAGAAGAAAAAGAAGAGACUCCAGCAGUUGCUGAGCGACAAGAGAGAGGAGGAUGGGGAUGAGGAGGAAGAGGUGGAGGAAGACAGUGCCAACAAAGAUGAAACUCAUGACGGCGAACAGAACAUCAGUGAGAGAGAGCGGUUAGAAUCCACCAAUCAAGAGCCAGAGAUGGAGACCAGUGACCGUGAGGAGGGGGAUGGAGAGGAAGACGAGGAGGACGUGGAGGAAGAGGACAUGGAUGCAGAGGAGAGCUCAGAUGAGUCUGACUCUGACCUGGAGGAGAAGGAGGACUUCCAGGCAGAUCUGGCCAACAUCACGUGUGAGAUCGCCAUCAAGCAGAAGCUGAUCGAUGAGCUUGAGAACAGUCAGAGACGUCUGCACACGCUCAAACAACAGUAUGAGCAGAAACUGAUGAUGCUGCAGAGCAAGAUCAGAGACACGCAGCUGGAGCGAGACCGUGUGCUGCACAACAUGGGCUCUGUGGAGUCAUGCUCUGAGGACAAGACCAAACGGAUAAAAGCGGAGUACGAGAAGAAACUCAGUGUCAUGAACAAAGAGCUCCAGAAACUACAGGCGGCUCAGAAGGAGCACGCUCGCCUACUGAAGAACCAAUCACAGUACGAGAAGCAACUGAAGAAACUACAGCUGGAUCUGGCGGAAAUGAAGAAAACCAAAGUGCGUCUGAUGAAGCAGAUGAAGGAGCAGCAGGAGAAGAGCAGGAUGGCCGAAUCCCGCAGGAACCGAGAGAUCGCCACACUUAAGAAGGACCAGCGCAAACAAGAGCAUCAGCUAAAACUGCUUGAAGCUCAAAAGAGACAACAGGAACUAAUCCUGCGCAGGAAGACUGAGGAGGUGAGUGCUCUGAGGAGACAGGUGCGACCCAUAUCAGGAAAGGUCACACGAAAGCUGAACCUGCCGGAGGCAAGCCAGGACCUCUCUCACAGAGCGCCUGCAGGUCGCACAUACUCGACCCCCGGAGCUCCUAAUGGAGCCAGAUUGUACCAUCGCAGGCCGGCUGGGGUGUACUCUACCCGAGUGGCUCGAGGGAAAUGGCAGAGUCUGGAACGCCGUAUCUCCGAUAUUAUCAUGCAACGCGUGACCAUUUCCAACAUGGAGACCGACAUGAAUCGUCUUCUAAAGCAACGUGAGGAGCUGACGCGCCGGCGGGAUAAGAUCAGCAGAAAGAGAGAGAGACUGCUAGCAGAAGAACCAGAGGUAGAAAAAGAUGUUCAGUCUCUGAACGAGGAGCUGGAGUCUCUGCUGGCCAACAUCGACUACAUCAACGACAGCAUCUCUGACUGCCAGGCCAACAUCAUGCAGAUGGAGGAAGCCAAGGAGGAGGGUGAUGCUGUAGACAUGUCGGCUGUGGUUGGUUCCUGCACUCUGACUGAAGCUCGAUUCCUACUGGAUCAUUUUAUGUCCAUGGCUAUCAACAAGGGUCUCCAGGCUGCUCAGAAGGAAUCUCAGAUAAAGGUGUUGGAAGGGCGUCUCAAGCAAACUGAGAUCAACAGUGCCACCCAAAACCAGCUGCUCUUCCACAUGCUGAAAGAGAAGGCAGAGUUUAACCCAGAAUUGGAUGCAUUGUUGGGGAACGCUCUGCAAGAACUAGGUAACAUGCCCUUGGAAAAUGUUGAUGACAGCAGUAGUGAUGAGUUGACCCCAAGUCCUGCAGUAGAAGGAAACACCCUUGCCUCAGACCUCAUGAAGUUAUGUGGCGAGACUAAAUCUAGGACUAAGGCCCGAAGAAGGACAACUACUCAGAUGGAGUUACUCUAUGUGAACAACUGUGACUCUGGCCCCGAUACACCAACAAGAGACUUCUCCGUCCCUCUCCACCCAAUGCAUGAGACAUCUGAGGGAGCUGGAGACCUGGAGUCACCUGGAAAUACAGUCAGAGAUCGGGACUACAUGCUCCCUACUCCUGGCUUGUCCUCUAGAAUGGGUAGUAUUAGCAGCUCUGGCAACAGACUUCCAGCAGGUGGGCAAAAGAGAGUACCAGAACCAUCCCCUCUGUCUCGCAGGAAGACUUUUGACAAGGGACAAGCCGUGGCUGACAAGGCCAAAGACAAAGAGAUCACACAAGGUGUCAUCAACCCUGUCCCUGUGUCGAAGAGCAGUCGUGGAGGCUCACUGCAGUGUAUUCAUAUAGCCGAGGGUCACAGUAAAGCUGUACUAUGUGUUGACUCCACAGAUGACCUCCUCUUCACCGGCUCAAAAGACCGAACUUGUAAGGUGUGGAACCUGGUCACGGGACAGGAGAUCAUGUCUCUAGGCGGCCACCCCAACAAUGUGGUAUCUGUGCGUUACAGCUCCAGCUUGGUGUUCACAGUCUCCACCUCCUACAUCAAAGUCUGGGACAUCCGUGACUCUGCAAAGUGCAUCCGGACACUCACAUCGUCGGGUCUGGUGAACACUGGUGACACAUGUGCAGCCAGUACGAACCGCACCAUGACCAUCCCGGCCGGAGAGAACCAGAUCAACCAGAUCUUUCUGAACCCAUCUGGAACGGUUCUCUAUGCUGCCGCAGGCAACUCUGUUCGUGUGUGGGACCUGAGACGAUUUGUGUGUACGGGGAAAUUGAUGGGUCAUCUGGGUCCGGUCAUGUGCUUGACUGUUGAUCAAACUGAAAAUGGACAGGAUCUAGUUAUCACAGGUUCCAAGGAUCACUACAUCAAGAUGUUUGAUGUGACAGAGGGUGCUGUGGGUAGUGUCAGCCCCACUCAUAACUUCGAGCCGCCCCACUACGAUGGCAUUGAGUCCCUGGUGGUUCAGGGAGAUUCUCUGUUUAGUGGCUCCAGAGACAACGGCAUUAAGAAAUGGGACCUGACCCGCAAGGACCUACAGCAGCAGGUACCCAACGCUCAUCGUGACUGGGUCUGUGCUCUGGGCGUCGUGCCGGCGUCUGCUAUGCUGCUGAGCGGCUGUAGAGGAGGAGUUCUCAAACUCUGGCACACGGACACCUUGAGUCCACUGGGAGAGCUCCGAGGCCACGAGAGCCCCAUCAACAGCAUCUCAACCAACAGCAGCCAUCUGUUUACUGCAUCAGAUGACCGCACAGUGAAGAUCUGGCGUGCCAGAGGAAGUCUGGAUGGCGCUGCAGAUGUGGCCGACGCCAUCGACGAGGCCGGCAGUAACUGAAGACUCCUGCAAUGCCAACUCAACUGCAGUGUUACCACCGUAACACAGCUGCCAAAGACAUUGCACUUUGAUAUCCAGAUCCCACACAUCCCGACAGAAUCUACUCAAAUCUGAAUCUUCUCACUAUGGUUCCUUUGGACGUUUCCCAGAGUUCAUUGCGUCUUUAGUGAUGCCCCACAAUUAGGCAACGUCAACGUCACGCGCUAAAUAAAGCUCUUUGUCCUUACAAUAACCAUGUCAGCUGGGUUAAUUCUAGCAAUCAAGAAGAUGUCAUGUUGACGUAGAGUUCUGUAAGACGUUUGAGGAAGAGGAACCGGAUCUCCUGAGGCUACCCUCAGUUUUCUGGUUCAUGGAGCAUUACGGAGCGCUAGAGAGUCUAACUGGAUGAAUCUCACGAUAACAUAUACAGGUCAUAGUUCACCUCAAAACAUUACAAAAGUAAUUUAGCAUGAAGGCUAUCUAUCUAUCUAUCUAUCUAUCUAUCUAUCUAUCUAUCUAUCUAUCUAUCUAUCUAUCUAUCUAUCUAUUUCUCUCUGUCUGUCUGUCUUUAAAAUUAAAUGGCAACACAUACCAAAUUAACCUUUUUUUGGCUAAUUAUGUCUGCUAAAUAACUCCUUAUGUGUUCCACGAAGGAGAGAGAGAGAGAGAGAGUGAAUGAGUUAAAAAAUACAAAAAUAAAAUGUCAAAAUGAUCCUAUAUUAUUACUCAAAAGUUUAGAAUGAUUGCAAUUUAUUUAUUUUUUGCUUUUGAUAUUUUUUGGAAAACAAUACUUCACCGAAACUGAAUUCAUUUUAUUAAUAAUACGUUAAAACAUGUUUUGAUUUAUGCUGAUUGAAUGUGUAAUAGAGAUUUAAUGGUAUGAAAUUUUGAAAAAGUAUCACGCUUGUCAAUAAUAUUACGGUAUUGUUCAAAUGAAAAUGUUUAAAAAGUACUGACACACAAAUUGUUUCACCAAGUUCUAUAUUUAAAAUCAACAAACAACAAAUAAAAUGGUAGGUGUCUCUAUAAAUCCAGUCUCUGACACUAGGUGGCGCUUAUGGAGCAGCAGAAUUACAGCUGAUUCUCGUAACCUCCGUGAAAAAAGUGGCACUGCGUUUAAAAGACAACUUUAUUAGGUAUUAUAAUGAGCGAAGAUGAAAACAAAGUGCCAUCAAAUCUUUUCUGAAGAUUGUCAGAAACUUCAGAGGUACAUUCCUGUAAUUAACUCAUUCAUAUAUUCAUAAAUUCCCUCAGCACUCUUUUAAAACCACCACAUUUUCACACAAACCCAAACUGCUCUGAGACCGUUACUUCAAACUGUGCUUUAUGCAGGAUAGUAUUUAUUUAUCAUGCGUUGUUCAAAUUGUGGUAAUCGAAAACGGUUUUAGUGAUUAAUACAAUAUAAUACAGUAAUAUAACCAUAGGGAAUUUUGUCAUGAUUUAUCGUCAAACUGUUGAUCAUUUCAUCCCUAAUAUAUACAAUUAUAUAUAUAUAUAUUAGAUAAUAAAAGUAGGAUAUUUAUCCUGAAUACUGUAUUGGUACUGUAUAACAAUCACAACUGUGAAUGAGAAAUAAAUCAAAUCAAAUGAUUUUGUACCAACUGCAGUCAAAAUUUGAAAUUGAAUCUCAAAACUCAGAUAAGAUGCAGCAAGCUUUUAUUAUUUUUGGAGUGUUAUAUUCAAAUUUACAGUAUGUUAUGUACUGCGUUGUGUGAGAUGUUAGUUGUUUUUCCAAGACAAAUACAAUUAAGUCUAUUCUAUUCUAUUCUAUUUAAGAAUUGCCUAAAAUAUCCCAAACCAUCGCAAUAAGCAACUAACAUUUGAGGAGAAAAUGGGGGGAAAAUUUAUGGAAGUAAUUUCAAAAGAAGUGUUUAAAAUCGAAUUUAUAAAAAAAUAAAAAUAGUAUUAAAAAUUGAGGUUGAACUAUGACCCUGACUUUCUUUUCACCCAGCUGGAAUCACCAUGACCUUAAGUGAGCUCAAGUUUGGCGUCAGUGUGGCCACCGUGUAAUCAUUUGGUGAUUGAAGUGUGAAAUCAUCUCUCGGCUAAUAUCAGAUAUCUUCUCUCUCCGUGUAGAUGUUAACUCUGUGUCACACAUCUCUCUCCUCACACUCGUUCUGUGUUGCUGUCACUCCAUGAAGCUCACUCAUGUCUGUUGUAGCAUUCAGAUCAACACACUAGACACUGUUGUGUAUGUAUGUGUAUCUGCUGUAUGGAGAUUAACUCGUGCCUCGUAGAGCAGUGCUUCUCCCUCACCUUCACUAAAUGAGACUGUCCCACAGCAUUGUGCUCGGUCACACAAACAUAUAAAGACUGACUUGAACGCUCUUGUACGAUGUUGUUUAACGCUCUUAGUUCUUCGGCCACGCUUUGGCCUUCUGUAUCGAUGACGUCUGAGCUUUACUCUGGAGGUCUGGUUGUCAACACAAUGGCGAUCCAGUAGAGACUUGAAUGUCAGAUGUCAAAUGAAUUAAAUGUCAUCUGUCAAAAACUC